Siniperca chuatsi (mandarin fish) is the source of this 3713-nucleotide messenger RNA. RefSeq names its product male-specific lethal 3 homolog. Gene Ontology annotation, biological process: chromatin organization; regulation of DNA-templated transcription. Gene Ontology annotation, cellular component: nucleus; NuA4 histone acetyltransferase complex; MSL complex. Lineage: Eukaryota; Metazoa; Chordata; Actinopteri; Centrarchiformes; Sinipercidae. The coding region runs from base 170 to 1807 and encodes 545 amino acids. The transcript has 14 exons. The record is from RefSeq and is a predicted model, not a curated record.
CAUUGAAGGCAGCAAGAGAAUGGUUUCAUUUAUCCCACAACAGCGCCAUCCCUCCAUACUCUUGGUUUUGGUGGAAGACCCCUCACGGAAAAGUGUGUGGCAAGGAAAGGGUUAAGGAGUUUAUAGGGUCCAGAUCGAUGCUCCCUCUUACACACGUCGCCAUGAACAAAUGAAUUCGCGGGGACUUAAAUAUCAAUUUCACAAAGGAGAAAGAGUCCUGUGCUUCGAACCCGACCCUACCAAGGCUAAAGUGUUGUAUGACGCUAAGGUCAUUGAUGUCUUGAUAGGUGCAGAUGAACAUGGAAGAAGAAUCCCAAAGUACCUGAUUCACUUCAAUGGUUGGAACAGGAGCUGGGAUCGUUGGGCUGCAGAGGAUCAUGUCCUAAGGGACACUGAGGAAAAUCGUAAAUUGCAACAUAAACUGGCUCGCAAAGCUCUAGGUCGCAUGAAGAGAAAGGGAUGGGCGAAGAGGCGUCGUCGUCAGUCUGGUACUAAAUCUUCUCUGAAGACUCUCCCUAAGGAGGACGACAGUGAUGACGCAUGUUUGAUUUCGUCUUCAGAGAACAGUGACGGGGACGAUUCUGACCCUGAAUCUUCAAAUAGUGGGGACAGCACCUUCUCUGAGGACAUCAACAAAAUGAGGGUUGAGCCAGACAUUAAUGUUAAAAGGGAAUGUGAGGAGAAGAUCAUCCACGUGGACAUCAACAUCCCGGAUGUUCUGAAGAAGAAACUGGAGGACGACUGCUUUUACAUCAACAAGAGGAAGAAGCUGGUGAUGGUUCCCUGUCAGACGAAUGUUGUGCACAUCCUAGAGUCCUACGUCAAACACUUUGCCAUCAACAAAGCAUUCAUGGCCAACGAGCGGUACCGGCGUCAGCAGAGCACCACACAGAAUAGCAGCCCACAGCCAGUCCCUCCAGAGAAGAGCGAGGAGUUGUGUAAGGAGAUGGUCGACGGCCUGAGGAUCACAUUUGACUUCACCUUACCCAUGAUCCUCCUCUACCCCUGUGAACAAGCUCAGUUCAAAAAGGUCAGCUCCUCCAGGCUUUUCCUGGCCAUCAAUGAAAGCUCCCCUUGUUCCAGCAACGCCCAACGAGAGCGCAGCCCGAGCCCAUUGGGGCACAACCCACCUACCCCCCAGUCCACAGACAGCCAACCGGCACUGAGCGACAUUUCUGCCACAACGCCUACCGCCCCAGCCCCCAUCCCGAAGCGCCGGCGUCACCCUGACAUGGACUGUAUCUCAUACCAGUCCCAGUCGCUCAGACGCUCCACAAGGAACACGUCUGGAGGUGACAGGCCAGCUGAAGGAAGCAGUGGAGGUGGAGGCAGUGCCACAGCGUCCCCGCAGCUCAAACGCCGUUUGGUCGACAACUCAUCCCAGCCCAAGUUCUUCUUAAACCUCGACAAAAAAACCCCAGUGCACAGUGGCUCAUCUUCCCCAUUGCCCUUGACACCAAGCAAAGAGCGAAGUGGGCCUUUCUAUGGCCUGGAGAGCCGGAGAAACAAUGAGCUAAAUGAGGUCCUAAGUUGGAAGCUGACUCCUGAUAACUACCCCCUGAAUGACCAGCCUCCUCCACCCUCCUAUCUGUAUGGAGCACAGCACCUCUUGCGGCUUUUUGUGAAGCUUCCUGAGAUCCUGGGAAAGAUGCAGAUCCCUGAGAGGAAUCUCCGAGCCCUGGUCAAGCAUUUGGAACUCUUUCUCAGGUUUCUGGCAGAGUUCCAUGAGGAUUUUUUUCCUGAGUCUGCAUAUGUGUCAGCAUCAGAGGCCCACUACAGCAUGAAACAACCGAGGCCAAUUUAUUGAAGGAGACGUUGGCCAUUGUGUUACUUUCCCUUGCUUGUCUCUACCCUGACCUACCCUUCAGCCUGUCUAGACUAACCUGUCUGGGCUUGUGUACAGAGGCAUCAAUAGCAGCUUUCUCUGGAGUUCAGCUGUAUUGUUUUCCUGGACCAACUUUUCUUCUCCUAUGGCCUAACGUUAGUUUUCCUGAUGUUGCGUUGUGGAACCAGUUGCUUCUACCAUGCCACUAACCCUCACCCAUGCUCUGUUUGUGGGAUUGUUCUGCAUGUCAAGCCACCCUGCACUGCUUUGAUGCAAUGUACUGCUCCAAGGCACGUCGAGUGCUGUGUGUUGGUGGCGUGCGCUACCUUUUUGUAGGCCCUAUAUGAGAUUUAAUUCAUAGGAGACAGCUACUGCUACGUCCCCCUUUACGAGCCUUUCCUCAUUGUCUUCUGCUUUUUUGUUACCUGGUUUACACUUUUGAAGACCAGGCUAGUUCUCUAGCUUCUCAGAUAUUGGAGGCUGGCCAAGACAAAACUGUUUUGAAUCACUCAGCUGUGGAAGCAGACACAAUCAGCGCUGUUUGGUAAAGCCCCCCUUUUUUUUUUUUUUUAACUUCAUAGCCACAGUUUUGGAAUAUUGUGGCCUGUUCAUUUAAGGGAAAGGGACACAGGUUGAUAAGCUGUGUUCUUGUUCUACCUGCCCAAUAAACAUGUUUUGGAUACUCUUUAGGGCAUUAUAUGCUGGUUUGCCUGGUUUGGUAGCUUGGCCCCUCUUUAUGUAGUGACUUUCUGUAAGCGCUUCCCAUGUAGCGCCGCCAGGGAUCCUCUUCCGGAUAGGAUUCCUCUUAAGCUACAGUAGGACUAGCUCUUCCUAUCCUGGAGCUGCUUAGCUGCUUUCGCUGAGUAAUUCUUAUUUACUGACUCUUUAAAAACUUUCAAUCAGGAAUGUUGUUUUCCUCUGGAGUUUUUCUGUUGUAUUACACUUUUUGGAUGUGUAAUGUCCACUCAGUGUCCAUUAGAGAUUUUCUUAUUUCUUGCUUUGUCUUGCUUUUGAUGUUGUCCUGUGCAUGUCUGAUAAAUGUCUAGCAGCUUUUUAUUUGACGUUUUCUCUGCCUGUUCCUCUCACUGUGGCCACCUUCUAACAGAAAGGAUAAGGCACAAUGGUGAAAAAUUGAUGACAAUGUGCUGUGUACAACAUAUCUGAGAGUAAACCAUGUGUUGCUCCUUCUUAUUCAUACACAGAGCAAUGUCAUGGCGUAAUGUCUUUUUUUUCUCAAGGUAAUCUUAAUAUACAGUCAAAGACACAAGGCUGUUAGUAUUUGCAAAUAUUGUUUUAGACCAGCUCAGUUCAUUGAGUACCAGAUCAGACAAUAACUUGAAAUGUGUCAAAAACAAAUUUAGGAUACAUGUAUGGGAUUUACAACAUAACGACUGAUGCCAUUUGCUAAACAUUUUAUAAGAAAGAAUUCAGUUAAACAAAUGCUAGGAAUUAUUUAUAAAUGCAACAAAAGCGAUUGUUAUGAUUACUCGUCAUGACAUUGUGAAAAUGUAAAUACAAAACACCUGUUGAUCAGUAUGUUAUUUAUUUUUCUUUGCACACCACUGGAUCACUCUGUUCAUGUCUUGUUUGUUGAAGUGGUUAUAAACUAUAUACUUGACAAGACCCAUUCCAGACUUGUCAAUACACAAUUAGUUUGUCUCAGCUGUUUCUUGAACAAAUAACAUCUGUCUAUACAGUAUCAUACAGUAAACCGCUGUAUUGUAACAAACUUGUAUGUAUAAUACAGUGCAUCUAUAUUUCCUGUGUUAUAUACAGAGGUAUAAUUUGCAUAGCCUGUUAGACUUUUCUAUUGUGUUUUUCAAUGUUGUCUGUUUCCCUUUAGCCCGGUUUUCUUUGUAGAGUUUAAAUAAAGACUUUCUGAAGCCUA